Messenger RNA from Acanthochromis polyacanthus (spiny chromis), 2823 nucleotides. RefSeq names its product adrenoceptor beta 3a (gene adrb3a). The record is from RefSeq and is a predicted model, not a curated record. Lineage: Eukaryota; Metazoa; Chordata; Actinopteri; Pomacentridae. Gene Ontology annotation, cellular component: membrane. The transcript is spliced from 2 exons. Gene Ontology annotation, molecular function: beta3-adrenergic receptor activity; beta1-adrenergic receptor activity; norepinephrine binding. Bases 513 to 1859 code for a protein of 448 amino acids. Gene Ontology annotation, biological process: norepinephrine-epinephrine-mediated vasodilation involved in regulation of systemic arterial blood pressure; positive regulation of heart contraction; adenylate cyclase-activating adrenergic receptor signaling pathway.
AAGAGUGGGCAGUCACUCUGGUGCACUCUGGUGGUUCUUGUAACAGCGUCACUGUUUGCUUGAUCUCCAAACAGUCCAACUGUAGCAUUGUGGCUCAUGCAAGAUUCAGCGAAAAAACUAAUCCCAGCGGACUUCUUCAAAUGGAUGAGGCUGAGUUUUCUUCUUCAAAACUUUGUUUUCCUGUGUGAUAUUGAAACAUUUUUACUGGAUUUGCAGAAGUGCCCCAACUCUGUGAAGUAAUAUCGUUUCGACUUUGUGGACAGUUUGGAUUUUUUUGGAAAACAUGUUGUCUACGAGAACCUUCAAAAGCAAAAAUGGAGCCACUACUCCCUUCUGAUAACUGCAUGCGGGUGUGAAAUGUAGGAAAUAACUGCAAAGUGAGAAGAACUUCAUCAGCUAUUAAUGUUGAGCAGAUUCAUGUGUAGGAUGCUUGAAAGAAGCGAAGAAUCUUCAUUUGUGUUAACAUUGAUGUGAAAACAAGUCACCUUCAACUGCUUUUGACUCACAUGUGAAUGAUGUCUGUAAAUCUGAGCACUGCAGCACCCCCUGGGGUGAACACAACAGGGACCUACCAUGUGCCAGUGGGACCCUGGAUCCUCAUCAUACUGGCUGUCAUCAUUCUGAUCAUAGUGGUGGGAAACAUGCUGGUCAUCAUCGCCGUAGCGCGCACUUCACAGCUACAAACCACGACAAACAUCUUCAUUAUGUCCCUGGCGUGUGCAGACCUCAUCAUGGGGGUCCUUGUGGUGCCUCUAGGGACCACUAUUGUGGUGACAGGUGACUGGAAAUUCGGCAAAACUUUCUGUAACCUCUGGACUUCCGUUGACGUCCUCUGUGUGACGGCCAGCAUUGAGACACUCUGUGUCAUAUCCGUGGAUCGGUAUAUAGCCAUUACAAGGCCGCUACGGCACAAGGUUCUGCUCAGUAAGUGGCGUGCCAGAGUAAUAGUUUGUUUAGUGUGGGUUGUGUCCACUUUAAUUUCCUUUGUGCCAAUUAUGCAAGGGUACUGGCAAGCAAUUGAUGACCAAGAAGCCCAGAAGUGCUACAAGGACCCCAAAUGCUGUGACUUUGUGACCAAUUGGGCCUAUGCUAUUGCAUCUUCUAUAGUUUCUUUUUACAUUCCGCUGCUCAUUAUGAUAUUUGUGUAUACAAAAGUCUUUGUCAUAGCGACACGGCAGGUCCAGCUCAUAGAUAAGAAUCGGACGCGCUUUCAAAAUGACUGUCUGGCAACACAGAUCCAAGUUGUUCCCCACAUCAAUAACAUCCUGCCAGCAGCGUGUACAGGCUCCAGCAACAUCAACAACGCAGCGAAGAGGAAAAGCAGCAAACGGAGACCAUCACGGCUGAUACUGGUCAAAGAACACAGGGCUCUGAAGACUUUAGGGAUCAUCAUGGGGACCUUCACUGUGUGCUGGCUGCCGUUCUUCGUGGCCAACAUCAUCAAUGCCUUCUUCAGAGAUGUUCCAGAAGAGAGGCUCUUCAGACUGUUGAACUGGCUGGGUUACAUCAACUCCGGCCUCAAUCCCAUCAUCUACUGCAGGAGUCCGGAAUUCCGUACAGCAUUCAAGAACCUGCUGGGCUGCCCGUGGGUGUCCACACUGUGGCUCAAUGCUUUCUAUAAAGAACUGCGAACUCGCUGCUCCUGUUUUCUGUGGCAGGCUGAGUCAGGCACGGCCAGCUCUUUCCAUAGGUCUUCCACCAGUAAUGCUGAGGGCAAUGAGAGUCUGGCCAGCACUCAGGGAAGCAGCAGGAGCGAAGAGGUUUCACCUGGUCCUCUGCAGUCCAACGGCAGCACUCAGUUCAGUGACUUUUCCGAACCAGAAACCACAUCUUUAACGCUGCAGGAACAGGACGGAUGAAGUGAAAAAUGUCAACCUACUGAAGUGACCGAUUGUUUCCAGUUGUUGCUGUGAUUGCUGCGAAGUCUGGGACCAAGCAGCAGUGACGACAAGCUGAGAAAAGUGCAGCCAUGGGCCCUGAAAAAACACAACCAAAUGAAGUCAAUCCCAAAAGGAUGACUGGACUGACUGCAGAGAAACAGCCAGUUUGGUCUCAACACUGUGACUGUUACUGUGGACAGGAGACGAACAUUAGAUGAACCUCACAGUGUGAUUGACAUACAUACUGUUCACAAAAGAAACUCUAAGGCGAGCUUUAAAUGCAAUCCAGUGAACCACUGAACGCAGUGUAUGUGGCCUGUGGUUUAAAAAAUGUCAGCAUCAAAUAAUUUUAUAAAGUAUAUUACCUGUUAAGUUAUGUAUUUAAGAUACACUGAAUCUGUAGCAGAGUACAAAGUUGAGUAAAUCUGGAAAAGUUGUAUUUACUGUACAACCAUUUUCAUCACAUGAACUUAUCUGUGAAUUAUCAGCUGGAACCAAAAACAGCUACGUACUGAGAUCCUCAAUUCUCUGUCUGUUUAAAGUCUUAAUGUGUCUGUUCUGAGCCUGAGCUCCACGUCCGCACAAUAGUUCUGUUACUUCAAUUCCCAAAUUUAUGUUAACUUAUGCCAUGACUACAAGAAAUUGUACAGUGCACAGUAAAUAUAACUCUGGCCUAUAAGAUGACCAUCAAUGUAUUGUAGAAGGUACAGUAGGACAAAAUCUGCAGGUAAAUGUUGAAAGUCUUUUUUACUUUGGUAAGUAGUCGUGGAAUAAGUUCAAUAAUGCACCCUGAAAUGUCCAAUUAUAGAAACAUAAUGGACUGAUGGAGGAAGCUUCUUCUGUGUAUUAUUCAUUGAUUUGUUGUACUGAGACACCUGGUGGUGUGUUGUUACUUACAGAGCAACCUCUGUUGCAAUGAGAAAUAAAAUAUUUUAAAACCGUG